AUGUUUCAGAUUUGCCCUUCUCGAUUCUUAGGCACUUGGUACCGCAAUGCAGCAGGCAACGCUGGGCGGGGCGGACACCGCGGACACCGAAACUUUAUCGACUCCUAUGUCUACCCAACCCACUAUGCCGAGCAAGCAGAGUUGCAGAAGACCACAGGUGGUGAUCUGUUGCACUUACUGAAAGGCUCGGCCAAAAAGCAAGCGAAUUGGUUCGACGCCUCGGUAAGUCAGUAUGAUGCCUAUGGCCGGCCCAAGUCGCCAUAUCCUGGAAAUCCAGCGAUGCUGUUGCACGACGGAUACCGACAGCAGGCGGUGAACAGCACCUUAGCAUGCCAAAGUGGCGGCUGCAACGCUACAGCGGAGUUGAGCUUCAGCCAGGAGGGUGAUCUCCAAAACUGCAAGCUCAGUGUAAAGGUGAAACCGACGGACUUCGGCGUGAACAAGGUUGUAGAAUUCAUCACCGUGAACGAUCACACGGUGAGUCUCAACUGUCAACCACCUUCCAGCGAUUGUAGCGAGGCCGACAAGCUCACCUCACUCUUCGACUGUGUCUUCGAAAUCGAUGUUCAGCAUUUGCUGAGCAACCGAUCUUUGCAGCUUUCAGCCAAGAUCUCCGACGGGGUGAACAAAAGUGAUUGUGCGUACAAGGGCAAUCUGCUGUACGCAGUGCCGCAGGUGACUUGCCUUGUGGGCCCUGUGCCCGGUGUAGCCAUGAACAUCAGUGACGUGCUUGCGCGGCCCGUUGCCACACCAAUCAAAUUGAAUCAGAAGCUGAAGUCCAGAAAGGCUGCGUCGCGGCAUUUGCGUGUCAAACAGCAGUAG
This is a messenger RNA of Cladocopium goreaui, 822 nucleotides long. NCBI's taxonomy places the organism in Eukaryota, Dinophyceae, Suessiales, Symbiodiniaceae. The record is from the annotation of a GenBank genome assembly.